UCGGGGAUUUGUUUUGACAAAAUAUGAACACCAUGUUAAAGUAAGGUGUCUUAUUUUAGAACAUGUGUACGCCUUGUACAGGUGACAGAAACCUCCCAACAGGGGACUGUUGUCAGUUCAGGGACAACUACCACGUGGCUGCGAGAAGGCUUUACUCCACGGGAGCUGUGAUGAGAUAAAUAGGAUGUAAGGGCUGUGUUAAUGUCAACCAUGUGGAGACGGUCGAUAAGUGCAAGCUACAGGUGUUACCUGACGUGCAAAAGUGGUGAACCUAAGGCGAUUGGGAGCUUCAAUGCCGUGCACACAUGCAGAAAUCCAGCUUUGCCUGCUAGCCGCAUCACAGCGCUCAAGGCGGUGAACUUUUGGAGCCGCCACUUUGAGAAGAGAGGUGUGACAGAGCCUGAGCUCUCCAGCCGCUACAUCAUUGCUCAUGUCCUAGGAGCUAAAACGAUAGAAAGUGUUGAGCAGGAGAGGUUAACAGAGUUCCUCAGCCAAGAAAAGACAGAGCAGGUUUGGCGACUUUGCACCAAACGUCUCUCUAGAAUGCCAGUACAGUAUAUCAUUGAGGAGUGGGACUUCAGAGACCUGACACUGAAGUUGAGGUCUCCUGUGUUCAUACCAAGACCCGAAACCGAGGAGUUGGUCGAACAUGUGCUCUCAGAUCUAAAGAGCAAGUCCAGAAGUGCUCAACAGACAUGCUUGGAAGUGGGAUGCGGUUCUGGUGCCAUUUCUCUUAGUCUGCUGACGAGUCUUCCUCAGCUUAAAGGAAUUGCCUUGGAUCAAAGCCAGGAUGCAGUGGAUUUAACCAGAGAGAACGCACGCAGGUUGGGGCUUGAUGACAGACUGCAAGUUUAUAAGAUUGAUAUCAUGAAAGAUGCAGAAACUGUGUUAAACCUGUGCAGCACCGUCUCAGCGUUGGUCAGUAACCCUCCAUACCUGUUUUCAGAGGAUAUGACUUCACUGGAACCUGAAAUUUCUAGAUUUGAAGACCAUGCAGCUUUAGACGGCGGCGUCGACGGCCUGAACGUGAUCAAGCAGAUUGUAACUUUGGCUCCUCACAUUCUGUCAAAGCACAGUCGUGUUUACUUGGAGGUGGAACCCAGACAACCCUCGCUUAUUCAGCGCUGGGUGGAGGUGAAUGUGGAAGAGCUGCAGUAUGUGGAAACACGACACGACAUCAACGGCAGGCCACGAUUCUGCAUCCUUCAGAGAGAAGAGUCAAAACCAGCACCAGACGCUCGAUAAGGAUUGAGAAGCCGAGAUCCUAUUAUGCCGGCCGUAGCUGCAGCCUCAACUCCUCUCCCCCACCGGAGGAGCUCCCUCCGAUGUGAUCUCUCAAAACUCCCAAUGUGCACAAUAACACAUAAUUUUCACAACACUGCCGCGCUUUUAACCUGCUUAUGAGCUAUGGUUGCACCUUGAAUCACAAUAACAGCGUGCGUGCGUGCGUGUGCAUACGCAGGCUCAAAGCUGAAGGUAAUUACCAAAGCUUUUCUUAGAACCCUCCCUCUCAGAAUCUCUCCCUCCUCCCAGGAAGCAUUCAGUAGUUCUGUGAAUCUGCUGAUGAACGGUCCUCCCCUUUGCUUGUGUACCCGCUGACUCAGAUGCAGGCCGUACGCUUUGUCGAGCGAAAGCACGCACACACACACAAUGUGGCCUUUACUUCCUCACAAAAUCAGCUUCUCCCACAUAUUUAAACCUCAGAAGCCACAGUCUCUGUGUUUCAAAGGUGAUUUAUGGUGAAAUGUUUCGUAAUAAAUGUCACAAGAGCAGUCAUCAUGUGAUGGCUAAUGAUGACGAGUGUUUCUCCGUCCCGUCUUGAGCAUUAAUGGUAUUUUAACCAAAACAGGUAGAUUUCAUAAAGAAUAUAAAUGAUGGAAGCUUCUGUUCAAGAUGAUUAUUUUAAUAAAAAAAUGUACACAUGUAAAAGGUACAAAAAAUGCUUUGCUGAGAAAAAUAAAAUGGCAUAAAAGAUGUCUCAGUG
Messenger RNA from Cololabis saira (Pacific saury), 1984 nucleotides. RefSeq names its product HemK methyltransferase family member 1 (gene hemk1). Lineage: Eukaryota; Metazoa; Chordata; Actinopteri; Beloniformes; Belonidae. The coding region runs from base 202 to 1245 and encodes 347 amino acids. Gene Ontology annotation, molecular function: protein methyltransferase activity; nucleic acid binding. The transcript is spliced from 11 exons. Gene Ontology annotation, biological process: protein methylation. Gene Ontology annotation, cellular component: mitochondrion. The record is from RefSeq and is a predicted model, not a curated record.